Rhopilema esculentum is the source of this 3105-nucleotide messenger RNA. RefSeq names its product vacuolar protein sorting-associated protein 16 homolog. Gene Ontology annotation, biological process: endosomal transport; vacuole fusion, non-autophagic; intracellular protein transport. Gene Ontology annotation, cellular component: cytoplasm; HOPS complex; endosome. The record is from RefSeq and is a predicted model, not a curated record. Gene Ontology annotation, molecular function: actin binding. NCBI's taxonomy places the organism in Eukaryota, Metazoa, Cnidaria, Scyphozoa, Rhizostomeae, Rhizostomatidae.
GUCAGAUGUCAUAUGAUCAGCCUCUCUUUGGCAUUAAACUACUGGAAAAAGAAUGGCGGACACAACAAACUGGAACCCUCUUGGUGAGGUGUACUACAGAACUGUGGAAGUUUAUGAUAUGCUUUGGCAAGACAAGAUAAACCUUUCACGGUAUAAAGUUGCUGCUGGUACAUUUGGAGGUCCUAUAGCAAUCACAAAAGAUGAUGUUUCAGCUGGAAGUCAAACAGUGUACAUAUUUUCAGCAUCAGGAAAACAGAUGGCAACUUUUAAUGCUGAUGGUGGUAGACUUGUAAAGAUUGGCUUUGCUGUCAAUGAAGAUCUCAUUUGUGUGUCGGAAAAUGGUCAUGCCUACAUAUAUGAUCUCUUUGGCAAUUUCCAAAGGCAGUUUUCACUUGGAAUGGAGGUACAGAAGUCAAGAAUUAUUGACUGCUCGAUUUUUGCCAGUUACUUCGGAACUGGAAUUUGUGUCAUUUCUGGAGACUACGAGUUUUACGUCGUCAAUAAUAUAGAUGAUGUCAAGAUUAAAAGGCUUCAGUCUCCCUUUGUUGAAGCUCCACCAAGUAGCUGGGUUGUACUGUCACCUCCUGAAGAACAAGGGGCCAAAGUUUUAAUGGCCAAGGACAACAGCCUCUAUGAGCUAGAUGUAGUUCAAGCCAAGCCAAAGAGUCUUGCAAGUCACCAUGAAGUUUCAUCAUAUACUGAGAUGGCAGUUUCAUUCAAUCAAAAGUACAUCGCCGUACUUGCUGAUACUGGCUUGCUUUGGAUAGGCUCUUCGAAUCUAAAGGACGAGUACUGUGUAUACGACACACACUUGCAAAUGCGACCAAAGCAGCUUGUUUGGUGUGGAUCAGGAGCAGUGGUUGGGUACUGGGAAAGCUAUUUGCUUAUGGUUGGGCCUACGAGAGAUACAGUCAAAUUUUAUCUGGAUUCAAACUCAUGUUUGGUGCAAGAGGUUGAUGGAUUAAGAAUUAUUGGAAACGAAAAACACCAGUUUCUUCAGAAAGUGCCAGCCGAAGUCGAAGAUGUGUUCAAGCUUGGCUCAGUGAAGCCUGGAGCAAUGUUAUACGAUGCAAACAUCGAAUACGAGAAUAUGCGAGUGAGAGUCGAUGACUACAUGAGGACAAUCAAGAACCAUCUGCAGGAGGCUGUGCAUGCCUGUAUCAAGGCUGCGGGGCAGGAGUUUGAACCCAAGGCACAGAGAGGACUCAUGAAGGCUGCGUCAUUUGGUAAAAGUUUUCUUAAAGACAUGAGACCCCAAGCAUUCGUCGAAAUGUCACAGACAUUAAGGGUCCUCAAUAAUGUGAGACACUAUAAAAUUGGCAUCCCAUUGACAUUCGAAGAACUUCAACGACUUACACUACCAGUUUUGAUUGACAGGCUUAUUCUAAGGCGUCACUACCUAUUAGCAAUACGAAUAUGCGAUUACUUACGGAUACCAAAGAGAGAAGGGGCCAGCAGAAUCCUCGCACAUUGGGCUUGUCAGAAAGUGAAGCAGGUAGGCGUCGAUGAUGAACAGCUAGCAAGAGAAAUAGCUGCGAAACUGGGCGACACUCCUGGUAUUUCCUACACAGAGAUUGCCUCAAAUGCUUUAGAACAAGGAAGAACGGCCUUGGCUGUCAAGCUGUUAGAAUAUGAACCAAAGGCGUCGAACCAGGUACCCCUUCUUCUCCGAAUGGCGAAUUAUGACAUGGCACUGCAGAAGGCUGUCGACAGUUACGAUUCCGAACAAGUGUACCUAGCAAUGGAGCACAUUAGAGCAGGCGACAAACAUGGCGAUUUCCUAAUGAAAAUAAGGAACUACCCAUUGGCUUUCAGUCUGUUUAUCAAGAGAUGCAAGCAGGUUGAGCGCGAGACACUUGUGAAUCUCUACUUACAAGAAGACCAGUUCAGAAACAGCGGCAAUAUGUAUGUUCAAGACAGUUUUUCUGAAACCACGUUGGGUUCGAGAAUAAAGCAACUUGGAAUUGCUAGAGAGUCAUUUGAUAACAGAGGACAGCAGGUUUUCCCUUUUGGUGUUCAGGUGACUACAGAACAGAUAAAACUUUUGGAAUUCCAAAAGAGGCUUGGGGAUGAAUUUGGGGAGAAAUACCUCAGUCUGUGCAUGUACGACACGUUGCACAAGCUAAUUUGUUGUGGACAUCAAAAGCACGCUGAAACAAUGCGAAAAGAUUUCAAUAUUCCUGAUACCAGAUUCUGGUGGAAGAAGAUCCAAGCUCUUGGAGAAGUUCGAAACUGGCAAGAAUUAGAAAAGUUCUCGAAGAGUAAAAAGUCACCAAUUGGCUACGAGCCGUUUGUUGACGUGUGUCUUUCCAACGGUCCAGCAUUGAAUGAAGCUGCAAAGUAUAUCCAGAAAGUGCCAAUUGACAAGAGAGUGAAGAUUUACAUGAAAAUGGGUUAUAUGGAUCAGGCAGCUGAAACAGCCUUUCAAACAAAGAGUAUAGAUGACCUGAAUUCCAUCCAAUACAAAUGUUCCGGAAAUAGAGAACUGACCGAGAAGAUUCAAAUGUAUAAGUCGCAGUUGUCAUAUAAAAGGUAGACCUGGCCGGUCUUAUUCAAAUUGUGCCCGUGCUGUUGUCGGCUAUUGCAGAUCUAUUCUCCUUUUUCAUAUCAUUGCCAUUCUUGAGACUAUUUCAAGCUUAAAUAAAUUGUUUUGUAUUGAAGAAUCUUAAUAAUUGUAGAUGUAAUCAGAUUUAUUUGUAUUUUCAAAGUUUGAAAUAGGCCUAUGGAGAGUGCACUUGAUCUGAUGUGUUGAUGUCUGUUUUUCUCCAUAUCGACACAAUCCCUGUCCAUUUUUUUCAUUAUCAUUCCAAAGACCAUGAUAUAGCAUUGAAAUCUGUCUGAUUUAAGAUAAAACAGUAAAAAAAUAGUACAUAGAAUCCGAUCCCUAAGCAAAAGAGUUUUGAAAUACACCAGCUAUCACCUCUUUCAUUCAAAUUAUUACCAGUUUCAAACCAGUUAUUAGCUUAGUCGACUAAAGAUACAGCUAAGCUGCUUUUUACAUCUUGUUUAAUAUAUUUUGUAAAAUAAGAUAUUCUGCGUAAAUCGUCUCUAGUUGAUAAGAAAUUUGCUGAUUUUUUUUCCCACAGCAAUUGCCGUUAUUUGCAU